GUGUUCACUGUAGCAGAAUUGCAGUGCACAGGACUGUACAGAAUUGGGGAGCAUCCACACAGUCUAUGAGGGUGCGGUCCGGCUGCACUGAAAGCAACAACACAGACAGAUAGAGAAAGAGAAGGAAAGAAGAGGAGAGAGACAUCACCACAAGAGGAAUACAUCAAGGGAUGAAAGGAGACACCCCUGUGAACAGCACCAUGAGCGUCGGUCAGGCUAGGAAGCUGGUAGAACAGCUGAAGAUUGAAGCCAGUUUUUGCAGAAUCAAGGUUUCUAAGGCAGCAGCAGACUUGAUGGCCUACUGUGAUGCCCAUGCAUGUGAGGACCCUUUCAUCACCCCUGUGCCCACUUCAGAAAACCCAUUCAGAGAGAAAAAGUUCUUUUGUGCUCUUCUCUAAGCAGGACACAUGAAGAACAGGAUUAGUCUCAUUUAAAUUAUAAUGAUUUGUGUAUGCACAUCACACAACACAACACCUGACAAGACACAACACAGCCAAAUAAAUCCAAAAUUACGCUUCAAUAAAAUGGAGAGAAAUGGA
Molecule: messenger RNA, 539 nt
Organism: Myxocyprinus asiaticus (Chinese sucker)
Lineage: Eukaryota; Metazoa; Chordata; Actinopteri; Cypriniformes; Catostomidae
Product: guanine nucleotide-binding protein G(I)/G(S)/G(O) subunit gamma-3-like
Exons: 3
Coding region: 171-398 (75 amino acids)
Biological process (GO): G protein-coupled receptor signaling pathway
Cellular component (GO): heterotrimeric G-protein complex
Molecular function (GO): G-protein beta-subunit binding
Source: RefSeq, a predicted model, not a curated record